Molecule: messenger RNA, 4858 nt
Organism: Epinephelus moara (kelp grouper)
Lineage: Eukaryota; Metazoa; Chordata; Actinopteri; Perciformes; Serranidae
Gene: thap7
Product: THAP domain containing 7
Exons: 8
Coding region: 124-1821 (565 amino acids)
Biological process (GO): regulation of DNA-templated transcription
Cellular component (GO): nucleus
Source: RefSeq, a predicted model, not a curated record
CCACAGAAGAAGACGCACGAAUAAAGUUUUGUAUACAAAAAAAGAAGGACGAGGAAAAGAAGGAAGAAGGUGGACGAAGAGAAGAUCAGCCAUUUUCGUGAGGUCGAAAUCUGCAGUGCAGGGAUGCCAAGACAUUGCUCAGCGGGUGGCUGCAAAUCCCGGGACAACCGUGAGACACGUAAUGCUGGUAUCACCUUUCAUAAAUUACCAAAAGGAGCAAUUCGGAGGAACCUUUGGAUCACCAACUCCCACCGUGCAGACUCCUGGGAUCCUCAGACUGAUUUUGUCUACUUCUGCUCCAAACACUUCACCCCAGAGAGCUUUGAACUGACUGGAUGCAGUGGGAUCAGAAGACUAAAGGAAGAUGCAUUUCCUACAGUGUUUGAUUCCUCUUCUUCAGCCAAAUGCAAAAGACAAGGAGCACUGCAGACACAAGAGGACAUACCAGUCAGGAAGAAACCCUGCUCUGCUGACGAGGAGAAGGCUCAGCAGGAUACAGACAAGGGCCAAACCUUAGAAGAACCCACAGUUCAGAGGUCAGUGGGUACAGCUGAUGAGACUAAUGAAAACAUACCUGCAUCUUCUCAAGAGUCAUCAGGGGCUGAGCAGCUCUUGCAGCAAGAAUGUCCAUCACCAGCACCACGUCCCCUGUCCCCAUCACGGUACAUGAGGCGCUUGCCCCCUCCUCCAGGCUUCUACCUGUCGAAGGAGCACAGCUACGCACAGCUCUGCCCGCUGCAGUGGAGGAGACGUUACGACCAGGCUAUUGACUGCUUGGAGAAGGCCCUGCGACAGUUGCACGCAGCCAGGCGGAGGGAGAACCGCCUGCGGAGCACUGUGCUGAGGCUCCGUGAUAAACGACUGAAGCACACUCUGCUGUUGUCACAAGAUGGUUGUAAAAAUAGAGGGAGCUGGACACCAGGUGGGGAGAAGAGACGAGGCAAAGGAGGUUCUAACCAGGAGGAAAGUGAGACUGAUGCUAAAUCUGAGGACACGGGAAUGUUUGAGGACAGAUGUGUGGAUCAGAUGGAGUUGGGAGAUCGUUUUCUUGCAGACACUAACAGCUGGUCUGAGGAGGAGAAGGGAUACUGCAUUUACUGUGGAAGAGGGCAGGUUGGCGGUCAGGUAGCUUGCAGAGUUACAAAGACUGGGAAAGAUGUCCAGCCCACAUUGCACGAGGACUCUCUGAAGAGUCAGAGAAGUGUUGAAACUAGUAAUUGUGACACAAGUGAAAAUGCCAAAGACAUACAGAUAGUCAGGCUGGAAAGACCACCUGGAAAAAGAGUAGAAACCAGUGACUCAAAUGUAACAAAUUCCCAAUUCUUGCUCCAAACUCAAGGUUUUCAACAUGCAGCUGGAGUGUCUCUGUCCGAUACUCAUGAGCAGAGUUUGCACUUUUUAGGCUCUCAACAGAAGCUGCUGCUCUCUGACAUGUGUGAAGGGGAGACAGAAAGUAUUGGUCAGGAGCAUCACCUGGACCUGCAGCAGCAGCAGCUCUUUUGGAUACAGGACAGUGCCGAGGGACAGGUCAUUCUGGUGCCUGUCCCUGCUGAAGAUGGUUUACAAAGCUUGCUCAAGACGGACGGAGUCGCUGAUGAAGCGCAGACCAUACUUGUGUCAGAACUUAAAGCAGACUUAGGGCAUAUGACGGAGAACAGCGAAUGUCUGUCUAGAGCUGAAACGACUUGUGAUGAUGAUCACAGUGAUCAGCAUUCUGUCAUUAACACUACACCAGUGGCAAUGGGAGAAGAUGUGAGGGAGAAACUGAAAGAACAUCUGGAAGGAUUUCACCUCCAGCUGAGCACUGAGUUUAUAAACUGACAGGAGUCACUUUGUUUUCUGAAUGAUUCAGUUGUUCCAGGCUAUUUUGCCAGCAUAUGCGGUGUGUUGUGUGGACCUAAAUUUGUAUUUCACAGGAUGCUUGGCCUCUGGAAUGUAUGACAACACUAAAGAAUCAGCUCUGCAGUCAGAUGCAGUUCCUUCAAAGAAGCUUGAAAAAGAUUCAGUGCUUAGGUAAAAAGAUAAAAAUGAAUGGAUAAAUGUUUUUUUUUUGUGUAGAGCCAAACCAACAGGAAAUGUAUCUAUGAACAAGUACUGUGUGUGUAUCAAAGCCUGAUAUAUUUUCUUCAUCUGUGCUGUUCGCCUUAUUCACCUGUGUCACCAUCUUAAACCAAAAUAAGGCCGAGGAGGAUGGAAGUAACAUUGGAACUCGGGGUACCAGCAAUGCAGCCUCACUGCUGAGUUCCCAAAUAUACCUCUUCCAAAAGAAAGAAAUCUUGUAGAGGUCAAACCUUCCAUCUUUUUCCCAAAGAUCCUGCACUUCGCUGUGAAUGGAUUUACAAAAUAAAAAGAGAUCCUGAUCGCUGUUUCAAGAUCCACAUGGACACAAAAGAAUGUUCAUAUCACUUCACAGAAGAGUCUUUCUUGAAGACCUUGAGCAGAAAGUGAAAGCUGAAGAAUUGUGCUGUGUCAACUUUGUUUGCCUGGACUGACAGCACUGUGAGGCCUGUAAGGAGGACUAUUGUCAGAGGAACUACAAGUCAUGCAACCACCACCACAAGACAAUGUUCUGCAGGUUGGUGUAAAUUCCAAUGAGUUGAGUGAAGAUACGACCCUUCCACACCCUGACAAUGAUUAUAUUGAAUGGCCCCUACCACUGGUCAAGCAACUUGAGGAAGCCCACAACACCAUCAGUGAUCGAGCAUAGCAGCAUCAAGAUGAGCAAGUUCUCCUUUCAAGAUUUCAGGGCGACAAUAAGGACAUCGUGGUUUUCUAAGUCUUUCCAGAUUACAACACACUCAAAGCAGGUGAAAACAUGGCAGGGUGUAGUCACAGCGAUUAAGGCAGGCUGGUGAGGAAAUGCUAAGGCAGGGGUUUAUCAUUCUGAAACUGGUGUCAUUGACCAGUUUUUCCUUUUUUCUUUGUCACCUGAGGCAAGGUUUUCCUGAGCAGGAAGGCUUUAGUGUGUCACAGUCAGCUGGAAGCAGGGUCUGCGUCACCUGGACACACUUCCUACAUUUCAUGGAUCACUUAAUAUUUGGCCUUUACGAGAAACUGUAACGAGUAUAUUCCUCCUUUUUUUUGCAAAGAAAUUACCCACCUACAAGAGUUAUAUCAGACUGUAUGGAAAUACAUGUGCAGUGACCUAGCUCAAAAGUUUGCAACUCUGAAAUAUACUCUCACUACAAAGGUACUAUCACCUUAAACCACCCUAAUUGGCAUUUCUCCAUCAUGGGAAAUGACAUUUGUCAGUGACCUGUAUGCAGGUUCAUUAACUGAUAAGACAAUCAGGGAUCCUGUCUUUAACUGAGAGGGGUGAUAAAAUUAAUAGAUUAAUUAGAUUAAUUCCAUACUCGAUAUGUUAUGAUCCACUAAAGUUAGGAAUAAUACGAGAUAAGAAUAUCCCAGUUUUUCUUAUCUUUGCCACCAUUUUACCUGUAAGGGAGCUGAGAGGGACUAUUGAGUGAGAUUCAAAUCUUUGUCAUUCCAUUACUGUCAUGCAUACGUGCUGGGCAAACAGCCUGCCAUGCGCUGCCUGUGCCCCACCCACAUUUCCCCAGACACACCUAAUGGAGAUUUGCAAUCAACUGAGUGCACUUUUCUAGUUCUGUCAGGCUGUUUUACAAUUAAGAUUUUAUUUAUUAAUUUUUUAUAUGCAUCAAAAGUAACCUAUGGGCCAGCUGUGUAUCAGUGAAUAGAAAUUAAAAGAAUUCCACAGUGGAAAAAUAAAGCACUUUUAUUAAACAGAGACUUCCGUGUUUCAUGUCAUACAUUGGCACAAGGCAGGCAGGAAGUAUAUCAAAAACAAAAUGUCAAGUUUGGAUUUCAUAUUCUUCAGGGUUUAAGUAGACACGCUCCAGGUUAUUGUCGUAUUGGCACCAUGCCAUAUCAGUUACACCCAUCGGGUCCAACCAUCUAGAGUUGGUACUCAUAUAUGGUCUUCAAAGCAUAGGUGCCAUCAGCCUUGCAGUACAAAUAUGCACAGUCUCUGAAGCUGUCCCUGUCUGGAUGGUUGAUUGUCUAUAUGUGGGUGCUGCACUAAGGUCACGCACUUUACUGUCAGGCGAGGCACCCAGGUGUGGAGCAUGGGAGUAAGUCACAAAUCUGCAAGGGCUGACUUCAUUUCCAGUGAUGUCCUUGUAGUCACCAACUGGCUUUAUUUUUAGGCCUCUCUUUCUUUUGCUUUAAGUUUGUGUGCACAGUUUCAUCACGUUGGAUGCCAAACCAACAGGUUUUCUUGAAUGAUGAUGUCAGUCUUUUAGCUCGUACUUGAUGCCAGGUCUUGCUGUUGCUUUGUCCUCUGGGUUUUAUAUGCUCUGCAGCACACUGUGUGACAGCCAGGCUACUGUAGUAGUACACUUCAGUGUCAUCUAGGACAGAGGAAUGUGGCUGUGGUGGUAGGGAAAGCUGAGGUUACUUUUCUCUGGCAAUAAACAGUGGACUGAGUUUGAUAAUUUGAUACAGAGACCACCAAAGAUUGUGGAGACCAGAUGGACUAAAAUUGGACCAAAUUGGAGAUGAUGUUUUUCCUUUGGUGGUGCAUGGGUCAUUGGUGGUUUGAUUAUGGACACUGUCUCAGUGCCAACUGCUCUAAUAUUCUCGAUGGAACAGGCAGAGAUGUUUUGCAUGCAGCUUUUCAAAAGCUUUUUAUUGUCAUUUCCAUAACCUGUCUGAGAAGUACUUGCAUUGUUGGAAGAAUCAUACCUGAAAUUUUUGUUUAGUUCUGGAAUGAAAUAAAAGAUUAAGCUGCCCCCACUAUUUUUUUUUAAUAAUAUAGGUACAAUCAAUGACUAUCCUAUAUUACUAAGCUCACUUUCAUAUACAUUAAAACAAUGGGUUAAAAUGGCUGAAGUGGAAA